AUGGCGGGCUUGAGUUGGUCAUUAAAUCACAAUCCGGCCAUUGCUAUGGAGCGAAGGAAGCUGUGGUUUUAUUCCCACGAAGAUUACAUAUUGGCACCAUACGAGCCCAUCCUUCCUCGUCUGGAAGCAGUUAAGCGAGGCUACGUCAAAGCCAAGCUUCUGCUUCCUAACAAUGGUUCUAGGAUGCAGUAUCUGAGGAAAGGGGAGCGUCUGGCCAGUGAAAUGAUAGUCGCUGCCAAUAAUCCACCUAGUGUAGUGGCUGCCCGCAGCGGGUUUGAUCAUAAAUAUCCCACUGCGUAUGAUGAUCUCUCAAGUAAAAAGAGACAUGAAUCUGCAGCACGGGAAGGGUUCAGUACUGCGAAAAGACUUCGGAAAAGAACAGAAGCUAAAUUUGGAACCCAGGGAUCGGUACCCCAACCUCAACAACCGGCGGCCGCAGGACCCACGACUAUGACAGCCGGUGGGAGUAACCUGCAGGCCCAGCCACGAGUAACGAAGAGACCGGAACCGCUGUCGUCUUCUUCGGCAACCCAGUCGUCCCUGGCUGUUAGCGGAGCCCUACCGGUAACCUCGGAAGACGUCGUCGUGGAGGUAGAAGAAGAUUAUCCGAUGGGAUGGCCGUCCGAGGCGUUCGUCAAUGUGGUUCUCACCGUAGACCAUAUCACGGUCUUACCGCUGUUGAGCGGGGACCAGAGCGCCGAGAGCCAGCUGACUCGAGUGUAUGCAGCCGGCACCAAACGAGCCAGGAGUGAAGGAGAUGUGGGAGACAAGUCUCCGGCCCCGGGUGUUCCUGGCCGUGACAAUAUCCCACUGCAUAUGAGAGCCUUGCAUUUAAGCAGACACAUGAAAGUGCAGCCCUGGAAUCAUGCAAGACUGCAAGAAAAUUUCGCAGUAAUCGUGGAAUGA
Aspergillus niger is the source of this 906-nucleotide messenger RNA. RefSeq lists its product as uncharacterized. NCBI's taxonomy places the organism in Eukaryota, Fungi, Ascomycota, Eurotiomycetes, Eurotiales, Aspergillaceae. The transcript is spliced from 3 exons. The record is from RefSeq and is a predicted model, not a curated record. The coding region runs from base 1 to 906 and encodes 301 amino acids.